Tigriopus californicus is the source of this 1830-nucleotide messenger RNA. RefSeq lists its product as uncharacterized. The transcript has a single exon. Lineage: Eukaryota; Metazoa; Arthropoda; Copepoda; Harpacticoida; Harpacticidae. The coding region runs from base 1 to 1830 and encodes 609 amino acids. The record is from RefSeq and is a predicted model, not a curated record.
AUGUGUUAUGUGCCUAAAGAAGAUCGCGACUUUAUGCAGUUCUUUUGGUUCCGGGGGAACAACCCAAACGAAGAUCUAGUUGAGUAUCGGGCUCUAGUGCACAUAUUCGGCAACAGACCUAGUCCCGCGGUAGCAACCUUUGCCCUCAGAGCGGCCUGUCGCGGUCAGGAGGCUCCCCGCCUGGCCCGGACCUUCAUUGAAGAUCAUUUCUACAUGGAUGACGGGCUUGGCACAGCUCAGAGCGAGGAAGAAGCUAUCAACAUUUUGAGAGAAGCACGCAGGAUCCUGGCCAAAUUCAACAUACGCCUGCACAAGAUUGCUUCCAACAGAACCAGCGUAAUGGCGGCCUUCCCAGACUCUGAAGUGGCGGAGGAGAUCAAGGACUUGUGGCCCCAGGACCAUCACGCCCAGGGCACCUUGGGGAUGACGUGGAACCUCAGAGAGGACCGACUUUCAGUAACCACCACCAUCCCAGAUCGGCCUUUCACCAGGAGGGGGGUGCUGGGAACUGUCAACGCCCUGUACGACAACAUCGGAUUCAUUAGCCCCGUUAUUCUGGCCGGUAGGCUUUUCCAGCGGUCCGUCAUCCCCAGGAAGGCUGACGGGGACCCCAGUCUUCAAGAAUUGGAUUGGGACGACCCCCUACCAGAUCGAUAUUCAAUGGAAUGGGAAGCAUGGAAAACUUCCUUGUCAUCCCUCCAUCUUCUGACCAUCCCCAGAGCGCUGCGAACCCACAACUUCCAUUCUGAUUGCAAGCAAGAACUCCAUGUUUUUUUCGAUGCUUCCCAAGACGCAAUAGGAAACGUCAUCUAUUCUAGAUCAGUUCAGGGGAAGAAUGUCUAUGUUGCCUUCCUUAACGGUGAGUCGAAGGUCGCUCCCCGACAAGCAAGGUCGAUCCCACGACUGGAAUUGUGCGCGGUGGUCGGCGCUGCCCAGGACACCGUUAGCAUUCUAAGAAGUUUAAAGAAGAAGCCCGACCAAAUCUACUAUUACACAAACAGUUUGGUAGUGCUGGGCUACCUGCGGAACAGAGAGCGACGUUUCUCAAAGUAUGUCACCAGAAGAGUGGAACUGAUUCUUAAUACAAGCAGUGCCUCCCAGUGGCGCUACAUUUCAACUGAGCAGAACCCUGGGGAUGUGGCAUCGAGGCCCUCAGACCCACACUCUCUCCUCAAAACAUGUUGGCUGACAGGGCCACCCUUCCUCCGGCAAUCUACAUUGGUCAUCCCAGGCAUUGAACCACCAUCAGAGACAGAUCAGCUACCCGAAUUCGAGGAAGCCAACCCGAGGGUGUUGAAGGUGGCUGCCUCACCUCUUGGGGGCCGUUUUGAUCAACUCUUUUUGGCUCACGGAUGGUGGGAUAUAGUGGCUUGGAGGGUGUCGCGCAUUAUUUGGAAGCUUUGCCGCUUCAGAUCAACAAUAACGGCGAAGAGGGCUAUCACCUUGGAAACGCUUUCUCCCAUGCAGGCGCAGGAUUGGGAUAUUUUAGCGCUGGUGCGAGAUGCACAGGCCGCGUGUUUCUCUCUGGAGCUGAGCUGCCUUGCAUCCGGGAAAACUUUGCCCCAAGGUCACCGAUUUGUCCCCUUGGCGCCCUUCCAGGACAACGAGGGGGUACUCAGUGUGGGAGGCCGUCUUCGGUGGUCAGAAUUUCCCUACGACUACCGACAUCCGAUACUGAUCCCACGCAAGCACCCAAUCACCCAGUCAAUUCUAGAGCAUUGCCACCGGAAGAUCAAUCAUCAGGGCCGACACGUUACCGCCGGUGCGGUCCGAGAAUCCGGGUUCCACGUUGAAGGAUCUGCCAAGGAAAUAAGGCAACUGAUUGCUUGA